AGGCGUGUAUUGUGUUUUUGGAUAUCGUUCUAUUGGCGAACCCCGCCCUUCUCUUGUAUAUAAUCCCUGCAGUCACGAAAGCUUUAAAUCAAAAUAUAUAAACUCAGCUAACGUCCGAACAUUCAACCUCCGUCCUCUGGAACCCGGCUGGCUCGCAUGCAGGGACCGAUGCUCCACCUCACAUGGCUGGCUCUGGUCGCCGUGGCCCACGCAGCUGGGACCAACUCGCCGGGGCUUUCCGCGACGACUCCCGAUCUGAGCGUCUCCACCCACGGAGACUUCCACGAUGUCAACCGGUCAUCAUCGACCGAGAUCAGUCCACUGCUGGAUGGAGGCCUCCCCAAGCCGUCGCCGUCACUCACGAUCAUGCGAUCGGCUCAAGUCAAUUCGACCGAGCCCCUUCGACCGAAUGCAAACAACAGCCACGCGUCGGAGCAGCCUCAAGCCCAGGAGGAUUUCAUUCACAGCACAAAAGCCUUGCGGGUGGUGACAUCUUCUGCAGUGAGCGAUGUCAACCAGUCAUCAUCGACCGGGAUCAGUCCACUGCUGGAUGGAGGCCUCCCCAAGCCGUCGCCGUCACUCACGAUCCUGCGAUCGGCUCAAGUCAAUUCGACCGAGCCCCUUCGACCGAAUGCAAACAACAGCCACGCGUCGGAGCAGCCUCAAGCCCAGGAGGAUUUCAUUCAAAGCACAAAAGCCUUGCGGGUGGUGACAUCUUCUGCAGUGAGCGGUGGGUGCAGUGGCAGGGGCUGUGGCGAGUGCCCAUCGCCACCACCGCAGGGUCAAUUGUCGUGCCACGACUCUGGCGUGGGGAUAAUAGAUCUGCGUGAUCAUCAAAAAUGCUUCCAGUCGCCCAGCCCAGAGCGGCUGUGUCACCGCGUGGCCCUGCUCCCCCUGUGGGGAGUCAGACAGCAGCAGUAG
Molecule: messenger RNA, 921 nt
Organism: Lethenteron reissneri (Far Eastern brook lamprey)
Lineage: Eukaryota; Metazoa; Chordata; Hyperoartia; Petromyzontiformes; Petromyzontidae
Source: RefSeq, a predicted model, not a curated record